UCAGUACCAAAAGCGGUAACCCCGAGCUACACUCGGGCUUACCAUGCAGCGUUGCAUAGGGAAUCCCUGCAGCGCUUACCUUGUCCUUCGCUCCCGCGAUGCGUCCUCUGCAGCAUCCCCGGCCAUCUCCUUCGGCCGAUGCCGGCAUCCGACUUCCGUGUUCCGGUCCCUGUGACGGCAGGAUGUACGGGCGCCGGAAAAUUUCAUUUUUUUAAAAAUGAUUAUUACAUACAUUUUGUCCCUACUGCUUUGUCCUGUCCCCUGCCUGCAUUUUGACUGUACUUUCUG
Messenger RNA from Staurois parvus, 288 nucleotides. NCBI's taxonomy places the organism in Eukaryota, Metazoa, Chordata, Amphibia, Anura, Ranidae. The record is from the annotation of a GenBank genome assembly.